This is a messenger RNA of Rhodamnia argentea, 2220 nucleotides long. RefSeq names its product ent-copalyl diphosphate synthase, chloroplastic. Bases 4 to 2217 code for a protein of 737 amino acids. Gene Ontology annotation, biological process: gibberellin biosynthetic process. Gene Ontology annotation, molecular function: magnesium ion binding; terpene synthase activity. The transcript is spliced from 12 exons. Gene Ontology annotation, cellular component: chloroplast. NCBI's taxonomy places the organism in Eukaryota, Viridiplantae, Streptophyta, Magnoliopsida, Myrtales, Myrtaceae. The record is from RefSeq and is a predicted model, not a curated record.
AUUAUGAAGUGGCAAGAGAUUGUGGAGGAUGGCAUGGGAGUAGGAGAUGUUAAGGUUGGUUAUCUGUCGAGUGAGAUUGAGGAACGAGUCGAAGCAAUCAAGUCGAUGUUUCUGUCGAUGAGCGACGGAGAGAUAAGUACAUCGGCCUACGACACGGCUUGGGUUGCUCUUGUAGAGGACGUCGACAGGAGUGGCAACCCUCAGUUCCCGGAAGCUCUUCAAUGGAUUGCAGACAAUCAGCAUCCCGACGGUUCUUGGGGCGAUGAUCUCCUCUUCUUUCCCCACGAUCGAAUCCUCAACACCUUGGCUUGUGUCGUAGCUCUAAAGUACUGGAAGAUCCAUCCUGAUAAAUGUGAAAAAGGAAUAUCAUUCUUCAAAGACAACAUAUCUAAACUCGGAGAGGAGAAGCUCGACCAUAUGCCCAUUGGGUUCGAAGUUACUUUUCCUUCACUUGUCGAGACCGCUCGGAAAUUGGAGAUCAAGGUCUGCGACGACUCUCCGGUCUUCGAAGAGAUAUAUGCGAUCAGAAAUACUAAGCUCAACAAGAUACCGAGCGACGUGUUGCACCAAGUGCCCACAAGUCUACUCCAUAGCUUGGAAGGAAUGAAGGGAUUGAAUUGGGAAAAGCUUCUGAAAUUGAAGAACGCAGAUGGGUCGUUCUUGUUCUCUCCCUCCGCCACUGCAUUUGCAUUCCUGCAAACCGGGGAUGUGAGUUGCUUGAAUUAUUUAAGGAGGACUGUCCAAAGAUUCCAUGGAGGAGUUCCGAACGUGUAUCCGGUUGACUUGUUCGAGCAUCUGUGGGCCGUUGACCGCUUGCAGCGACUCGGAGUCUCAAGAUACUUCAAGGAAGAGAUCAAAGAAUGCAUGGGCUACGUUUAUAGAUAUUGGAGUGAUAAAGGGAUCUGCUGGGCAAGGAAUUCAAGAAUCACUGAUAUUGAUGACACCGCCAUGGGAUUCAGGCUCUUGAGACUCCAUGGCCAUGGAGUGUCUGCUGAUGUGUUUGAACAAUUCAAGAGAGGAAAUGAGUUCUCCAGCUUUGAGGGGCAGUCGACGGAGGCGGUCACCGGAAUGUUCAAUCUCUAUAGGGCCUCUCAGUUGAUCUUCCCAGGAGAGAAAAUCCUCGAGGACGCCAAUAGACAUGCGGCGGAGUUUUUGAGACGGAAACAAGAAGCUAACGAGCUAGUCGAUAAGUGGAUCAUAACCAAGGACUUACCCGGCGAGGUCGGGUACGCUCUGGAUGUUCCAUGGUACGCGAGCUUACCCCGUGUCGAGAUGAGAUUUUACAUAGACCAGUAUGGCGGCGAAAGCGACAUUUGGAUUGGCAAGACUCUCUACAGGAUGGGGUACGUGAACAACAAUGUCUAUCUGGAGCUCGCAAAGCUGGAUUACAACAAUUGCCAAGCUUUGCACCUUUCGGAAUGGGACAAUUUUCAGAGGUGGUAUUGCGAGAGCAAACUCGUGGACUUUGGGACAAGCUGGAAGACUCUUCUCUACUCUUAUUUCACAGCGGCGGCGAGCAUUUACGAACCGGAACGGGCAAGAGAGCGGCUUGCCUGGGCCAAAACGAGCGUGUUGGUGGAUACGAUCGCCUCGUGUCUUGAGGGAGGGGGAACUUCUCACGAGCGAAGAAGAGCCUUCGUUCACGAGUUCAGAAAAUUCUCCAAGAAACAGGAGCACAUAAAUGGAAGGAGCUCCAUUCCCGAUACGGGAGGAGAAGGGCUGGUCGCAACUCUGCUCGGAACCCUGGACCAGCUCUCAUUGCAAGCGUUGGUGGCUCGUGGCAUAGACGUUAGCCAUCCUAUGCGUGCUGUGUGGGAAAAGUGGCUGCUGGGGUAUGGAGAGGAAGGAGAUAAGUUCAAAGGAGUCGUCGAGCUCCUUGUGCAGAUGAUAGCUCUCGGCGCUGGCGGCAACACCGCUCUCUCAGACGACCUCUCUUCUCAUCCUCGGUACCACCAUCUCUGCAACCUUGCUGACGCGAUCUGCCGUCGCUUGGCUCGCCACCAAACCCAAGAGGUCUGCAAAAAUGAGCGCGUCCAAACGGAAACGGCCAUGCAAGAGCUGGUGCAGCUGGUGCUCCAGGAUUCAACGCCCGUGAUCAAUAGAGAGUUGAAGGACGCAUUCUUUGCAGUCACGAGGAGCUUCUACUACACUGCCCACUGUGAUGCUGGGACAAUCGAUUCCCACAUUGCCAAAGUGCUCUUCGAGAGAGUGAACUAAGAU